Molecule: messenger RNA, 4591 nt
Organism: Myxocyprinus asiaticus (Chinese sucker)
Lineage: Eukaryota; Metazoa; Chordata; Actinopteri; Cypriniformes; Catostomidae
Product: tripartite motif-containing protein 46-like
Exons: 12
Coding region: 94-2391 (765 amino acids)
Molecular function (GO): protein binding; zinc ion binding
Source: RefSeq, a predicted model, not a curated record
UUUCAACCUGAAAGCGACAAUGGAGGCAAAAGGAAGAUCUGCCCAAUGACAUAUGUGCAUCUACAGCGAAGAAACGAAGAAUAAACGUCCAAUAUGAAGAGUAUGGAGCAGGAGUUGCAGUGUCCGGUGUGCAAGGACAUUGUAAAGCAGCCCAUUGUGCUCCCCUGCCUGCACAGCGUGUGUCUGAUGUGUGCCUCCGAGGUGCUGGUGCAGAGCGGGUACCCGCUGCUCGAGCUGCCCCCAGAGCCUAACUCACCCGCCUCCACCCCCAACACAUGGUCCCCUCGCCAGAUGCGCAGACCCAUGCCCAAAACUGACCGCGUUGAUCGCUUGUUGCGUCAGGUGAGUUCUGGGACACACCCGAGUCGCAGGCAAAAGGAGGGUCCUCAGCCACUCAUGCUUUUCCCUUGUGCCCCAUGUGGGCGAGAUGUAGAACUGGGUGAGAGAGGAUUGGCUGAGUGCAUGAGGAACCUUACGCUGGAGAGGAUUGUGGAAAGGUACAGACACACAGUGAGUCUGGGUAGUGUAGCUGUUAUGUGUCAGUUCUGUAAACCACCGCAGGCCCUGGAGGCCACUAAAGGUUGUGCUGACUGCAGAGCCAGCUUCUGUAAUGAGUGCUUUAAACUCUACCACCCUUGGGGCACUCCCCGUGCCCAGCACGAACAUGUUCUGCCUACCCUAAACUUUAGGCCAAAGGUGUUGACUUGUCCAGAACAUGAUCAGGAAAGGCUGCAGUUUUACUGCAAGUCGUGUCAGAUGCUUCUUUGUGCGCUUUGUAAAUUGCGCCGAGUUCACGGAGGUCACAAGAUCGCACCCGUCACCCAGGCCUAUCAGACUCUCAAGGACAAGAUCACCAAGGAGGUUAACUAUAUCCUGUCCAAUCAGGACAUGGUAUUGACACAGAUUACCCAACUGGAGAAUGCCAUCACUCAAACUGAGGUGAACAGUAUAUCAGCCAAAGAGCAGCUCUCUCACUGCGUGAAGGAGAUAAUGGCAUUGCUAACCGAGCGACAGUCUGUGCUGGCCCAGGCUCUGGAAAGCUCGCAGCAGAGAAGGGCAGAUGCCCUGGCCAAUCAGGUGACAGAAAAACGCAGUCUUCUGGAGCACGCCGGCUUGAUGGCUUUUACACACGAGCUGCUUAAAGAAAAUGACCCGUCCAGCUUUGUGCAUGCAGCCAGAAUAACACACAAAAGAUUGUCCCAGUCCAUUGAAUCUUUGCAGCACUUCUCUCUCUCUGCGGAUCCCUCGUUCCGUCAUUUCCAACUUGAUGUUUCGAGAGAGCUUAAGCUCCUCACUGACUUGAACUUCAUCCAGGCCCCUCUUGCCCCUGUUAUCGACACCCAGCGAACUCUUGCCUACGACCAGCUCUUCCUGUGUUGGCGGUUACCUCAAGAAUCCACUCCCGCCUGGCAUUUCUCUGUGGAAUUCCGCCGGCGUGGAGUUGUGCCAGGGGGUGGGGCCAGAGGGGGUAUCCGUGGGGGAUUGGCUGCCGCUCGCUGGGGCUGGCAGAGAAUGGACGAGGUGACCGGGACCUGUGCGGUGAUUGACAGGCUGGAGAUGGACAGUGUUUAUGUGCUGCGAGUGAGAGGCUGCAACAAAACAGGGUUUGGAGAAUACAGUGAGGAAGUAUAUUUACACACACCACCAGCUCCCGUGUUGAAUUUUUACCUGGAUUCCCGUUGGGGUCUUCACACGGACAGACUGGUGGUGAGUAAGGAGCAGCAAUGUGCCCGCAGUGUGCCCGGUCUCUCCCUGCUGCAGGCCGCUGAUCGCGCCCUCACUUCCUGUCACCUGACGGCAGACUUGCUUGUGGGUGACGUGGCCAUAACGCAGGGUAGACACUAUUGGGCAUGCUCAGUAGAGCCCGGCUCCUACCUGGUCAAGGUUGGUGUGGGCUUGGAGUCCAAACUUCAGGAAUGGUUUCAUCUGCCUCAAGACAUGGCUAGCCCACGAUAUGAUCCAGACAGCGGCCAUGACAGUGGGGCUGAAGAUUCAUCCGAUUCCCCUCCCCCUUUCUCUUUUCUCACGAUGGGCAUGGGCAAAAUCUACCUGCCUCCCUCUGCCAACUCCCACCACGGAAAUGCCAAUUACAGAGAGUCGGGCUUCACUAAUGGCAACAGCCCUUCUUCACCUACUGGCGUUACCUAUACCCUCCCUCCGAGGCUGGGGGUGUGUCUUGACUUUGAGAAAGGGCGUGUCACGUUUUAUGAUGCCCACUCGCUCCGCCCACUGUGGGAGGGACCUGUUGAUUGCUCCGCCCCUGUGUGUCCUGCAUUCUGUUUCAUUGGAGGCGGAGCUCUGCAGCUACAGGAGCUUGUAGCCAAUCGCAAUGCAAAUCAAACGCCUGUACGAAGAGUCACCAUCCAAUCACGUGCUACAAAACUGAACUGAGGCCACUGAAAUAUCAUGUAUCCAGGAAAAUACCAACAGAUAUACACAGGAUUGACGGAUUCAAUAUUGUUUUUGUAUUUACAUUUUAAAAGAAGUUUUUUUUAACUGUACCCAACAUAAACCUCUUAAAAAUUUCUGCUCAAUUUUUGCUUCUCGUCUGACAUUAUAUUUGCCUUAUUGCUGCAUUGCUUGCAAAUGAAUAAUUCAUUUUGUGAUGCCACCUAUAAAACCCUACAAAUAUAUUUAAAAAAAAAAUGCAUAUCCACACGUAUACUAUAUAUACAGUAGCAUAUAGGCAAAAAUGUAUACUUCCCAGCUUAAAAGGUGCGAUCUCUCUGUUCCAGUAUUGGAAAUGUGCCUCAAAGUUUUUAUACUAGAUUCUCACCUUGUAUAGUAUGGUAAUAUAAUAUAAUAUACAGUGUUUCACAGUGUUUAUUAAUUUCCAAACAGAGCAGAAACUGCAGACUGUUACACAAGGCCUCAUUUUAUAACCCACAUUACUAUGGUAAACAUCUGCUGUUUUACCCUUUAGCCACGUGCUUUCAGGACAGAUCUGUUAAACUCUUUCAGCUUUUAACUGGAGUCAGUAUACAUCUAAUCCCAGAUCAAAUGCUUUUUGCUACUUUUUCUUUUACUUUAGAUGCACAAUACUUAAUUUUUAUGAUAAAAUAUGUGGCUUCUAGGCUGCUGUAGGUAUAUGAAUAUUAGUAUAAAUAUUAUUAAGGCACACUUACCCUAUAGCUUACACAAAUCUGUAUUGUUGUUUAGGAAUUCCCCUGUGUAACUGGAAAAAAAAUAUUUAAAGAUGAGUUAAGUUAAGCUAGGCUAAUGAUGAAUCUCAUCCACUUAAAGGAAUUUUAUGGGUUCAAUACAAGUUAAGCUCAGUCGACAACAUUUGUGGCAUAAUGCUGAUUACCAGAAAAAAAUCAUUUUCACUCAUCCCUUGUUUAUAUAUUUAAAAAAAAAAGCUAAAUUUGCGAUUACAGUAAGACACUUAUAAUGGAAGUGAAUGGGGCCUGUCCAUAAACAUUAAAAUACACACAGUUUCAAAAGUAUACCCACAAAACUUAAUCAUUAUACAUGUUAACAUGAUUUUAGUGUAAUACAGUCAGGGAUGCACUGGUGUUAUGCCAUUUACCAGAUUAUAAGAUUCACUUGUGUUACUUAUGUCCUCAUGACAACAAAGUUGUAAUAUUGGAUAUAACUCUACACAGAUAAGGUUAGUAAGUGAUUAUUUUAUUUUUUUUCACACAAUCUUAAAACGUGUAUUGUUUACAUCUCGUGGCUAUACUUUUGAAACAGUGUGUAUUUUAACGUUUAUGGACUGGCCCCAUUUACUUUCAUUGUAAGUGCCUUACUGUAACUGCAACGUUCAAUUUUUUUUUAAAUAAAGGAAAUCCUUAAUUGUAGUAAUCAAAAUUAUGCCACAAAUGUUGUUGACUGAGCUGAAACUGAAUUAAAUCCAGAAUAUUUCUUUAAGAAUAAAAAUCUGCAAUGCAAUAGAUUGGAAGUACACAGCUUUAAUCAAUAUUUAUGCAAUUAAAAGUGUUUAAGUGUGAAAAUGUGUGUAAUGCACUAAUCCUACCAUUGUAAAUCACUUUAUGCAAAUUCAUACUAAAGCUUGUAGAGAAUAUUUUUUAAGCGUUAGAUCCAAGUGCUUGAUUUCAUUCUGGUGUAGGGCUGUGCUUCCCUGGAAUGGCUUUAAAGUGAAGUUUUGAAAUCUUUUUGGAGAGAAUGGUGGCUUUGCCUGCUGGCAGAAUAUUACCUUCACUAAUAAAUAAUUAUCUGAAAAUUAACUUCAUAUAGUACCCUACUUGGAUUAAAAGGUGCACUACUGUGUUUUUAUCAAUAGGGGGCAGCAGUUUAUUCAAAUACUGUAUACCAGUCCCUGUCCUCUAACAAGGAGGAUUAUACUUAAAAAAAAAAAAAAAAAAAACCUUUGACUACUACAAAUUGCACCAUUAAUGUCUUUUGUCAACACAGCUAUAGAGAGAAUUUAGGUCGCAUGGAAAAAUAAGAUAUGACACACUUUCCAUUUGGAUUGGUGGCCGACUGGCCGUACACUUAUGUUUAUCACAGUAUUUAACAUCAAAAUGAUACAUGCACCCUAUUUUCAAUGCACAUUAUUGUCAGUAAUUUUCCUUAAGUUUUAUGUUAGGUUGUUACUAUGUUAUGCAUAUAUCCAUGUGUGUAUAUGCUG